Molecule: messenger RNA, 369 nt
Organism: Entamoeba nuttalli P19
Lineage: Eukaryota; Evosea; Mastigamoebida; Endamoebidae
Exons: 1
Coding region: 1-369 (122 amino acids)
Source: RefSeq, a predicted model, not a curated record
AUGAUAUUGAUAAGUAUAAGAAUAAGUACAGAAGAUGAAGAAAAAGAAGGACUUAUUGAGAUUCUAGAUAAGAUAGAAGAAGCAAUGAAUAGUAUUUAUACAAAAGAACAGAAAUAUGAUAGAGAAUAUGUCAAUUAUAGUCAUAAAGAAUAUCAAAAGAUAAGAAAAGCAUUUGUAGAAUGGAGAAAUUAUUACAUUCAUCUUCCAAGUGAAUAUUUCAAAACAGCAGAAAUUAUGAUAUGGAGACCAAUUGAAUUAGAAAUGAAAAGUGUAGAAGAAAUUAGGAAUGAUAAUUAUGAUCCUCAAUAUAUCAUUGAUUAUUAUAAUAAUAUAAAUUUGAAGUAUAAUGAAGAAAAGCAAAGAAAAUGA